This is a messenger RNA of Pararge aegeria (speckled wood butterfly), 2980 nucleotides long. RefSeq names its product isocitrate dehydrogenase [NAD] subunit beta, mitochondrial (gene Idh3b). Gene Ontology annotation, molecular function: NAD binding; magnesium ion binding; oxidoreductase activity, acting on the CH-OH group of donors, NAD or NADP as acceptor. Gene Ontology annotation, biological process: isocitrate metabolic process; tricarboxylic acid cycle. Lineage: Eukaryota; Metazoa; Arthropoda; Insecta; Lepidoptera; Nymphalidae. The coding region runs from base 82 to 1236 and encodes 384 amino acids. The transcript is spliced from 9 exons. Gene Ontology annotation, cellular component: mitochondrion. The record is from RefSeq and is a predicted model, not a curated record.
CUGUCAACUGGGACGUCAGUCGUUCCAAAAAUAUCUUUGCUGAAAAAUUAGCCUUUUUUAAGGUUUGAAAAGGAAUAAAACAUGUCUCUUAUUACCAGAAAUGUUUUCCGUACUUUAAUACAGGGUUCACAACACAUCGGCAAAGGUUUGCACACAACAUCGGUAAAGGCUGACAAAAACGUAUGUUUUGCGCCCCUUUCAAUCAGCACCCUGGAAAAAAACAAAGAGGGACGCAUUAAAUGCACCCUCAUACCUGGUGAUGGCGUCGGUCCAGAGCUGGUCUACUCGGUUCAGGAGGUCUUCAAGGCAGCUGGCAUCCCUGUGGAAUUCGAGUCGUACUUUUUCUCCGAAGUGAAUCCCACGUUGAGUGCGCCGCUGGAAGAUGUCGUCGGCUCCAUUGCCAGAAACAAGAUUUGCAUUAAGGGUAUUUUGGCGACACCAGAUUUUUCCCACACCGGUGAACUGCAAACCCUGAACAUGAAACUGCGCAAUGCGUUGGACUUAUACGCCAACGUUGUCCACGUGAAGUCGCUGCCCAACGUCAAGUGCCGGCAUCAUGACGUCGACUGCAUCAUUAUCCGUGAGCAGACUGAGGGGGAGUACUCGGCGCUGGAACACGAAUCUGUGCCUGGUGUCGUGGAGUGCCUGAAAAUCAUUACAGCGGCCAAGUCGGAACGCAUCGCCAAGUUCGCGUUCGACUACGCCGUUAAGAUGAGGCGUAAGAAGGUUACAGCGGUUCACAAGGCCAACAUCAUGAAGUUAGGCGACGGACUGUUCCUGCGAAGCUGUGAAGAGAUGGCAAAACUUUACCCGCGCAUCCAGUUCGAGAAGAUGAUCGUUGACAAUUGCACGAUGCAGAUGGUCUCAAACCCGAACCAGUUCGAUGUUAUGGUCACCCCUAACCUGUACGGCAACAUCGUGGACAACCUCGCGAGUGGACUGGUGGGCGGCGCUGGCGUGGUUGCGGGCGCUUCGUACAGCGCUGACUGCGCGGUGUUUGAACAGGGAGCCCGCCACAUCUUCUCCGGCGCUGUGGGCAAGAACAUCGCCAAUCCCACGGCCAUGCUUCUCUGCUCUGCCAACUUGUUGGCGCACGUCAACUUGCACUCGUACUCCAAGAUGAUCAAGAACGCCAUCAACAAAGUACUGAAGGACGGCAAGGUCAGAACCAAGGACCUUGGAGGGCAGUCAACAACGAAAGACUUCACCUACGCGGUCAUCCAUUGUCUCACAUAAGCGUACUCCAUAAAACCUAGUACGCACUGUGUAAUAUUUCCGCGCGGUCAUAAAAACGCAACAACAGUUUCUGCUGUCUCAAAAUUGCAGUCUCGGUGCAGUUGAAUCGGAGCCUUUGACUGUGUAAUAGAUCACGUGACGGUAUGACGUCAUUUGCGUGCAAAAUCACUUGCAAAUAAAUGCGCUUGCUCGUAAUCAAAUAUUUGUGCUUGAGUAAAAUUUUAACAGUGAAGACGUAAAUGUAAGUAACAUUUACGUCUUUUUCGUCUUCACUGCUAAAGUUGUAUACAAGACAAAUUGUAAACGAAGCAUUCUUGAAUCUUUAUUAUCGAUUUGGUUUCUAAAGACGCAAUAAAACCGCGCGGUCGUAUCCCACAGUGCGUGUUUACUCUAUAUUAAAGGAGGUCGCAUAUAGGGACAAUUAAUUAUAAAGCUAAGAUUAUGAUGCCCUUAAGUGUAUGAACGCGUAGUCUAAGAGACGACCGUAAGAUAUAGUACAGAUGGAAUACAUUUUAUGCUAUCCACUGUUGACUACCGUACCCCUGGCCGUACCUGUGCUGGUACGGUGGGUAAUUUAGAGUUAAACAUUUAAACCUCAGCUUUAUGUCGUUGUAACAGAUAGUUUUAGUAAUAAUGUGAACUUUAAAAUGCGGCCGGCGGCUUAAGCAGCUGGUGCCAUCAGCUUAAAAUCUUGCUCAAUUACUGCAGCCGGCGGCUUUUACCAAUUUAAGUUAAGAGGCACUGUCCACAAAACCUAAUGAAGCAUUACUUUCGCGUACAAAAUAAUAAAUUAUAUACUGUACGUACGUAUACAAAUAUAUACUGAUACACGCAAUAAUUUAUUUAACCUUAAUAGAAAAGUUCUGGAUUGAAUAAAACAUUUAUCUGAAUAUCUUCCGAUCGUCUCUUGUACUGUCCACUUUGGGCGCACUAGCUCUGAUUUUCUUUGCCCUAAACUUCAAUUUGCGACGUCACAAUUGACAGUUCUUAUGCGACUUGUCAAAUCUGACGUCACAAAACAUGUUAUGUAUGGUGCCAUUGUUUAUAGAAUCAGUGCGUAUUGUGUAACUUUUUUGACCAGUUGUUUAGAAAAAAACAUGAUUGAACAGCCGCGAUAAAGUAUGAAUAAGUAAAUUUAAGUAUGGCUAGCUGAAAAAGUAUAAAUUCAUCGUCAAAUCAUUCAUCACAUUGAGUGCUAUCUAUAUUAAUCUGAUAAUUGCAAGUCUAUGAGCUCAAACGAGCCCAAUAUUAACACGGCGAUCAUACGUAUGACUUUUAAAGUUCACAAACGUUAUGUUAGUCAAAUUAGCGUAUAGUUCGUUCGCUAAAAUAGUCCCAAAGGCGGGCGUUGGCUACUUCAAAGACUGUACACCCCUAGUGUUCAUUGUACAGAUGACUAAAUACACAUUUAGAUUUCAGUAAAAAAAACAAUAAAAGAGGUAUUAAAUAACAUACCUAUUUAUUUAUUUUCUCAUACUAUUUGUGCGGAGGCAAUGUGGGUCAUUGCAGGUUGGUGACUGCCAUGAGAGUUAAACAAUACGGGGCGUUGUGUUAUUAAAAACAUACCAAAUGUAGGCAACUUGCUCUUAGAGUACCUAAACCGUAAGCGAAAUAAUUUAUUUAUUGAUGUUAUAAUUUUUUUGUUUUUUGAGAAAUAUGUGAUCUGCAAUCAUAGAUGAAAUUAAUAGAGGACAGUAUUGUUUAAGUAUUUAAUGUUACCAUGUUGAAUAAAAUAUUGACAAUA